This is a messenger RNA of Ophidiomyces ophidiicola, 1509 nucleotides long. RefSeq lists its product as uncharacterized. The transcript is spliced from 3 exons. The record is from RefSeq and is a predicted model, not a curated record. NCBI's taxonomy places the organism in Eukaryota, Fungi, Ascomycota, Eurotiomycetes, Onygenales, Onygenaceae. The coding region runs from base 1 to 1509 and encodes 502 amino acids.
AUGCUCGACGACCCCGCCGACUUCUACGCGCUGCCGCCCGCCCUGCGCCGCAAGCUCUUCUCCAACGUCGAGCGCUGCCGCCUCGAGCAGCGCCACGCCGACGCGCGCCCGUGGACCGGCUGCUCGUCGUCCAGCGCCAGCCCAGAGCCGAAGCACCGCUUCCGCCGCCGCCGCCCGGCCCUGCUCGCCGCGCCCGCCGACUGCGCCUGGUUCCGCUCGCUGCCGCCCAAGGUGCAGCAGCAGCACUUCAGCCGCGAGGAGCGCGCCCGCUUCGCCCUCGUGCCGCCGUCCGGCAUCCUCGACGCUGCCGACGAGGCCCUGCUGCUGUGCUCGCGCCGCCGUCGCCGCGGCCACGGCCGCUCGGCCUCCGUCUCCGUGCUCUCGUCAUCCUCAUCUUCAUCUUCCUCUGCCCUCUCGCUCGCCUCCACCGCCCAGGCCGACUCCGCCGUCGCCAUGGACGACGCCGCGACCGACGGCUUCCGCUGGCUUGACGACGACGACGACGACGACGACGACAUUGAUAUCAACAACAACACCCAAACCCACAACCACAACCACAACCUCUCGCUCGACCUGCGCCUUGACUACCACGCCAGUCUCGCUCCAACCGCGUCCACCACGCCCGCUUCCGCCUCGUCUCUCCGCCGCACCUUCUCGCUCUCCUCGCGCUCCCGCCGUCGCGCGUCCAUCUCCAGCCCGCCCACGGCCCUGUCGUCGUCGGCGUCGUCCGCCGCACCCGCCAUGCCGGCCAAAACCCACCGCCGCGCCCUCUCGCGCCCGCUGCCGCCGCCGCCCCUGCACCUUGCCGCGUCGUCCAUCGACCAUCCCGCCCAGUACUACCAGGACCCCGAGGCCCGUCUCAAGCUGCGCGUCUACCUGGCGUCGCCGCAGAAGUUCGACGAGGCCGUCGAGUUUGGCUUCCCGGCGCUGCACCUGCGCGACAGCUUCGACGCCCGCCUGUCUCUCGACUCCGACUGGAACUUCCAGCCUGAUGACGACGAUGAUAGUCUGAAUAAUCAUACCGGAGACGAGAGGAGCAUGCACAAGCAGAUGCAGCCGCAGGCCUGCCUCCCGUCCGAGAGCAACCCGUGCCUCAGCGCCCUGGACGUCAGCGCAGGAACCCGCCCGUGCACGCCCAAAAAAUCGCCCAUGCGCCCGCGCCUCGUCAGCAACGGCCCCUCGCAGAGCGCCAUCGGCUCCCGCGAGAUGACCCUCAAGAUGACCCUGACCCGGCCCGACCUGCGCACCGCCGCCGAGCCGUCGCUGCCCGCCUCGCCGGCGCUUCCGCUGACGCCCGUCUCCGUCUCGGCUGCUGGGGCGACAACGACGACGACGACGACGACGACGACUGGCUCGUCGUGUCGCGACUCCGAGCACCGCCUCGACGACGAUCCGCUGCGGCUCGCCGACCUGCCCGCCGCCGACGAGGAUCUGCAUAUCUGGGACUCGCCCGACGACGACCGCGGCGUGGUGAAGAAGCUCCUGCGCCGGUUCAAGCGGCGGAACUGA